Messenger RNA from Laccaria bicolor S238N-H82, 558 nucleotides. RefSeq lists its product as uncharacterized. The record is from RefSeq and is a predicted model, not a curated record. Bases 1 to 558 code for a protein of 185 amino acids. The transcript has 2 exons. Lineage: Eukaryota; Fungi; Basidiomycota; Agaricomycetes; Agaricales; Hydnangiaceae.
AUGCCGCUUCUUCCUCUCGCGAACGCGAAUGCCUAUGCCAACUGGGUGCAAGCAAAUGCAAAUGAAGAGGGUUUUGUGAAUGGCAUCUGGAGCUCCAUCCUAAAUACACAUUUUCAGGCGCAAAUUCGAACUCUUAACUAUUCCAUUAAUCCCGAGGUCCACCUGAACCAUGGAUUCACCGAUCUGCUUGUUACCCGCAACAAUCACGUCAUUCCGCCAACUGUGAAGUGGCAGAUCAUCUUCGAGGGAAAAGCUGGGAAUGGCAUGAACUACCAGAAUACGCUCAACCAGCUCGACGGAUAUGCGCAACAAGUUCAGGGAGGGGGAGGAUGGUGUUACCUUAUUGCGGCAAAAGGCGGAACUUGCAUGUUCUGGAAAUGGGUGAAAAACUCCUUGUGGCAUGUUCAGCCUAUGGGAAUCAAUGCGGCGGGCAAUGUAGCGUUCCUCACUCAGCAACCGCAGAUCCCCCUUCCGGUCUCCCAGGAGUACGAUAUCGUGAAUGAUCAAGCCGAAAUCCUUACUAUGUUAAACUAUAUCACGGCCAACCCACAGGUUUAG